UCAAGAGAUGUGACGUGCUCACACCCUGGGCCUACAAAGGGCUCCCGGGGGAGGCGCAUGACGACCUGCGACGACACUGCAACAUCCUGGAUAUGAUGUUCCAGAUGCCGCAAGUGGACCUGACUGGCCUCGUGCAGCCCAGUGACUGGACCCGGCCCGCCCCCCCAGGCUGCCUCCCCGACGAUCUUCCUGCCAAUGAUAGACACGACUUGAACCAUGAAGAAGACGGCCACGACGACCUCAUCCCGCCAGUCAAGGACCGCGCACCACCCCGGAUCGACGCACUCGCCGAGCACGGGCGCGACGCCCUCAGCGCUGCGAUCGCGCCCUGGUGA
Molecule: messenger RNA, 335 nt
Organism: Prorocentrum cordatum
Lineage: Eukaryota; Dinophyceae; Prorocentrales; Prorocentraceae
Source: the annotation of a GenBank genome assembly